Messenger RNA from Staurois parvus, 1203 nucleotides. Lineage: Eukaryota; Metazoa; Chordata; Amphibia; Anura; Ranidae. The record is from the annotation of a GenBank genome assembly.
AUGGCUUCCCUAAUGGAGGAGAAUAUAUUACAGGCUAGUAGUGUAGGGGAAACCAGGAAAGCUUCCAGUCUUCAAGAGGAUUCCGAGACUGUGGAGGAAAAUGGACAUGUUGCCAAGAGGUUUAAGCCUGAUCAUGAAGAGCAGGCAAAGAAGUAUCCCAAGAAAAAAGUGGUCCUGCUUAUGGCAUAUUCUGGGAAAGGUUACCAUGGCAUGCAGCGAAACGUGGGUUCUUCACAGUACAAAACAAUUGAAGAUGAACUUGUGCAAGCACUCGUCCUAUCUGACUGUAUUCCUGAGAAUCAUGCAGAACACAUGAAGAAAAUGUCCUUCCAGAGGUGUGCACGCACAGACAAGGGAGUUUCUGCUGCAGGACAAGUUGUGUCAUUGAAGAUUAGGCUGAUCGAUAACACAGUAGAGAAAAUAAAUGGUCAUCUUCCUUCACACAUCAGAGUGCUGGGUUUAAAGAGGGUGACAGGGCGGUUUAACUCCAAGAACUCUUGUGAUGCUCGGACUUAUUCCUACACAAUACCUACUUUUGCAUUUGCACACAAGGACCAUGAAACACAGGAUGAAAGUUUCCGACUUAGUCAAGAAACAUUGAACAGAGUGAAUGAACUGCUUUCCCUAUACAAGGGAACUCACAAUUUUCAUAAUUUCACAUCACAAAAAGGGCCUUGGGACCCCAGUGCAAAGCGGUACAUCAUGGAGAUGCACUGUGAGCCUCCAUUUGAACAAGGAGGUCUGGAACUGGCUGUAAUUAAAGUAAAAGGCCAAAGCUUCAUGAUGCAUCAGAUACGGAAGAUGAUUGGGUUGGUUAUUGCAGUGGUAAAGGGAUAUGCAGCACCUUCUAUUAUGGAACGCAGCUGGGGAGAAGAAAAAGUUGACAUUCCCAAAGUUCCUGGUCUGGGGCUUGUUUUAGAGAGGGUUCACUUCGAGAAAUACAACCGGCGUUUUGGCAAUGACGGCUUUCAUGAGUCUUUAGACUGGACAGAAAAAGAAGAGUAUAUUGAGGCCUUUAAGAAGGAGCACAUCUAUCCCACUAUCAUCCAAACAGAAAUUGACGAAAAGUCAAUGGCAAGCUGGCUUGCAACUUUAUCUAUACAUGACUAUGAUGCAACUUCACAGCAACAAAAUGUUAAUGACCAUAAGGUAAGUGGUGCAAUUAUAUCUACUAGUAGCUGCCUGUGUAGUCCAACAAACUAG